Sander lucioperca (pikeperch) is the source of this 1357-nucleotide messenger RNA. RefSeq names its product homeobox A5a (gene hoxa5a). NCBI's taxonomy places the organism in Eukaryota, Metazoa, Chordata, Actinopteri, Perciformes, Percidae. The transcript is spliced from 2 exons. Gene Ontology annotation, molecular function: RNA polymerase II cis-regulatory region sequence-specific DNA binding; DNA-binding transcription factor activity, RNA polymerase II-specific. Gene Ontology annotation, cellular component: nucleus. The record is from RefSeq and is a predicted model, not a curated record. Gene Ontology annotation, biological process: anterior/posterior pattern specification; regulation of transcription by RNA polymerase II. Bases 196 to 1041 code for a protein of 281 amino acids.
GGGUGCCUACGUAAGAGAGAAUCAAGUCCAUGUCCCACUCAUUUCCAUAAUUCAUCAUAAAUUGUGCAAGGGUGCUAUAGGACGCGCUAAACCAUAAGAGCCACAAAUCAACACACAGGUCUAUGCUAUUUUACCUCUAAAAUAAUAAAAACAACAACAAUACCUACAACGAGCAAACGGUGGAAUUGUCAACAAAUGAGCUCCUAUUUUGUGAACUCAUUCUGCGGUCGCUAUCCCAAUGGCGCGGACUUCCAGUUACAUAAUUAUGGAGACCAUAAUACGGCAAACGACCAAUACAGAGACUCAACAGCCAUGCAUUCCAGCAGGUAUGGCUAUGGCUACAACGGAAUGGACCUAACAGUCGGGCGGACCGGUACCGGACACUUUGUGAGCAGCGAGCAGACACCGGGCUACUCCCCGAGUCACUCAACGGCGACAACACCCUCGGUGGAGCCGGUCAGGUACAGCCAGUCCGCCAGCAGCACCGGGACAUCGUCUCUAUCGCCACCACCUGACCCACUACCGUGCUCCUCGGUUGCCACCUCGUCCCCGGUCACCGAGACUCAAUCUCAACACCGAGUCGUGAAAAACUCUAUAACGAACCCGUGCUCAACCCCGUGCUCGAGCUCGAACGGAGGUACGCUGCUGCUCAGCCGGGACUGUGUGUCCAAAGCUUCCCCUCUCGAGGAAGAGAAGCCUGCGGGAAGCGCACCAACAACUCCUCAAAAUGUCACCGACUCAACACAGCCUCAGAUAUAUCCGUGGAUGAGAAAACUACAUAUAAAUCAUGAUUUGUCAGGACCAGAGGGGAAGAGAGCCAGGACUGCAUACACCCGGUACCAGACCCUGGAGCUAGAGAAGGAGUUCCACUUCAACCGGUACCUGACCCGCAGGCGGAGGAUCGAGAUUGCCCAUGCCCUCUGCCUCUCAGAGAGACAGAUCAAAAUCUGGUUUCAGAACCGCAGGAUGAAGUGGAAGAAGGACAACAAGCUGAAGAGCAUGAACAUGGCGGCUGCAGGCGGGGGGGGCUACAGGCCUUAAUAUGCACUCCUCUACCCCUGAUAGCGAGCACUCUAAAAAAAAUAAAACAAAGAUUGUCAUAUCAACUUCUCCUCCUCCUAUUUGAAAAAGCGCGAGAGACUUGUGAACGUUCUGUGUGCGGGACAGGGGACACCCCAUAGGUCCACUGUAUGUCGAACCACCGUCCCAUUAUAUUCCUUAAUAUUUCCUUUUUAUUUCCACCGUGGUUAUGCUUAUGUGAGUAAAAAUAUGCAUCAUGUACAGUUCUGUCUAGAUUUAGUAGAAAAAGAAACAAAAUAAAUGUUUGUUUAAAUUAUUUCUUGUUCAGACGAAAAAA